This is a messenger RNA of Porites evermanni, 2358 nucleotides long. Lineage: Eukaryota; Metazoa; Cnidaria; Anthozoa; Scleractinia; Poritidae. The record is from the annotation of a GenBank genome assembly.
AUGUGUGACGUCUUCUUAGUUAUAAUUAGCGCCAAAGAGUGCCAAACAGACGUACUUACAAAGGUAGGAACGAUACUGCUGUGUAGUUUCGUUUUUAAUGGAAUUUCACAUCACAGACAUUUCAUAUUUGAUUUCUUCUUCUGCACAAUGUACCCAUGUCCAGAAGAUUUUUUAACAAAGGCGACAUAAAGAAAGGGUCUUUCGAUGACAUUUUUACCCGUAUAGGGGGAAAGCUGUUCUUGAACUCUUCAUGGACGAUGCAAUAAAACUUGUCAAUAGCGAUGUUGAUAUCAUUUUCAGCAAGGACAGGAGACCAAUCAGUAGCCUUUAGUUUCUGUAACAUUAAGCUCUUACGAUGGUUUCGAGCGUGAAUAAAUUCAACGGCAGAUCUCACUGGACGAUGGGGAAAAUGAAUACACUGAAGUGAUCAGAUUUAGUCACACUCUUCGAAGUACACACUUUGCCAAAAAUAUUCGGUGUAUUUGUCAGAAAUACAUCCAAAAUACUGUCAUCCCUUGUCGAAGUCUUGACAAGUUGCGAAAGGCCACUUUGUUGUGUAAGAGAUUUCAAAUCAAGUUUAUUAAUGUCACCAGCAACAAUUAACCUCGCAUUCCGUGAGGUGGCGAGAAUGCUUUCGCAGGAAUUUACUAAGAAUUCAAUAAAAGCAGUUUCACAAUAAUCAAAGGUCGGUGGAUGGUAAACCGAGGCAACAAAAUAAUCUUUAUUGGUCGUAGUACCCAAGGACAGGCCUCAAGCCUUAUGAAGCCAAGUUUAUUGCGAUUAAAGAUACACUUGCCCCUGACUUCCCUGGGCACUUCGCCGAGUCCUUUGUAGGUCAAUUAUCUACACCAAUUCUUAAGCAAAAAUCUCGGCGAGAAGAACGCUACCCUACUCGAACUGCUACGGAGAGACACGCAUUGGAGCUGGGAAGCACUUCAUCAAAAUAUCAUUUGAUCUCCUAAAGUUGGACACCUCCCAACCUCCACUCCUUAAGUUCUUUGAUCCUGUAAAGCCAUUACACUGUCAAUGGAAGCUUCAAAGAAUGGUUUUUGGUGUUGCAUGCCUUUAGGAUGGGUACCCUGUGGCAUGUGCCAGAAGAGCCCUAACAGAAGCUGAAACUCGAUAUGCACGGAUCGUCAAGGAUAUGCAUGCAAGAGAAUUCAUGGUUUCAUCUAUGGUAGGGAAGCAAUCAUUGAAACUGAUCACAAACCUCUUUCUGCAAUCAUAAACAAGCCUCUUCACAAGGCCCGUGCCGAUCUUCGACGAAUGCUCUUCUAGCUACAGAGCUCCGAUUUGCCAAAGUGGAAAAUACCAUAAUAUUCUUUAAGCUAUCGUCAGGGUGGUGUAAACCUGAUUUUUGCGUUAAAGUAAAACCUUUUUUCCCUUGAGGUAUGAGCUGAUCGUGGAUGAUGGUAUCAUUCUGAAAGGCCUGAUAGCUGUGGUACGCGAUCCUUAAGCAAGCAGUAUGUCCAGCAGCUACACAAGGGACAUCCUGGAGCAGAUGCUGCAAUGGAAAGAUCUCGGGAUGUUAUUUAUGGCCCUCUAUGUCAUCGGACAUUGACUCUGCGAUAGCCUCUGUCAGCCGUGCAAUAGUGCCAAACCACACAAGCGAAGAGAACCACUUGUUAUUAAUCCGGUGACAGAUCUCCCUUGGUUAUUUGUGAGUGCAUGCAUAUUGGACUGAAAUGAAUUGCAGUACCUGAGUUUAUCGAAUCUUACUACAGUUGGUUUGAGAUUGAUAUCCUUGGUGGUUCGUCCACCAAAAUUGUAAUUGAGAAGAUGAAGCGUGCAAGUGCUUAAUGACAAUGGUCCACAAUCUUUAAGCAGGGAAUUUAAACGUUUUGCUAAUGAAUGGCUCUUUGAGCACGUAGCAAGCAGUCUGUAUCAUCCAAUAGCCUGGCCGAGAAUACUGUCAAACCUGCUUUGAAAGGGUUCGAAAAACGGUUCUGGUCCCUCAAUUGGCCUCCUUAAUCUACGCAAUGUUCCUAAAGAUCAAACACUAGGUUCUCCUGCCCGGCGACUCAUGUCCAGUCGUUCCAGUUUCACUAUUCCUGCGGCAAAUCAUCUGUUCACUCUUAAGGCAGCCAGUACUUUAAAUGUCUCUUCAGCUUAUGAUAAUCAGCAUGUCAAGCAUCUUGCUGUCUUUAUUCACAACAGCUUGUGAGACUUCAAACUAAGAAAGGUUAUGAGAAAAGUGGCGUUGUUAAGAAACCAGCUGCAGAGCAGGGAUCCUACGUCGUGCAAACUGGAGUAAAGGAGGACCUCAGAAACCGGAAACAUAUUUUAGCUGUUCCAGAACCUGCUCCAGCUCAGUCUCCUGCUGCUGCUCCUUCACCUACUCUCUUAGCUACAGCUCUU